AUGGAAGAAAAAGACCUUGUAGAACUCGGCUUGCUUGCCAAGGGUGAUAGGAUUAAACUUAAGUCAUUUUGCAAAAAAGGCAUCUCUUCUUACAGAGAAGAAAAGAUAGCAAGAAUAAAACAAAUUCUUGGACAAGGUAAAGGAAAGAAGCUUGGAGAUCCAACUUUUAGUGCAGCUGUCGGUUCCACGUCAUCCGGAAAAUCGGCAAGAACAUCUAGCCUCAAGUACGAGGUCGGCUGGAAGCACUGGAAACAUGGCCGUGGUUAUUUGCAGAUGAAAAAAAAUACUGGUGGUGGUACUCGUACAGUUCAUAUACCUUGCAACACUUCCCUCGAAGAGUGCCAAACCAUCGCAGAAGGUCUGUUUUUCCCGGAAGGCAAGAGUCCAGUUAAUGAAUUGGAGAAAAUGAUCACUGCAAUGGGCAAUUUCAGUGGUGAUUGUAUUGUUUUAAUGAGGGAAGAUGGCAAGCCAUUUCAAUUUUCGCCCGAGCGGUACAAAGAGAUGACAGGCUUAACAGUUCCAUGCUUGCACCUAUUAACGAAAAACGAAGAUGAUACGGAUGGUGAUGAGGAUGAAUCAUUCCCAUCAGCCUUUGGCUAUCAGGAUCCAUCAUUUGGUACGAAAAGAGCCUCAAGCCCUUCCUUUCCAAACGAAGACGGGCUCAUUGGUACAUCAAGUGAGCGCCAACAGUUUUUUGAUGACCUGGAUCAGGAAUUGAGAGCUUCCCUUACGGCCGAUAAAGCGAAAGUAAAGAGUACAGACAAACAACAGUUGAUUUCUGAGCCCACCAAUGACGAAACGGAUUCCCCUGAAAGGCUUCGUCAAGUUCGUGAGCAGCGUUCUCCGCCAGAACCUAACAGCACCGAACCAAAAGUAAAAGUGUCUGUACGACAUAGUACGUUGGGUGUGGUCAGCAGAGUGUUUGACCCGGAAGGAAGCAUGCAAGGCGUUUAUGAUUGGAUUGGUUCCCUCUCCAAAACACCUGAACAUUUUCUUUUAGUUACCAUCAACAACGCUAUACCCAGAUGA
This is a messenger RNA of Porites evermanni, 1029 nucleotides long. The record is from the annotation of a GenBank genome assembly. NCBI's taxonomy places the organism in Eukaryota, Metazoa, Cnidaria, Anthozoa, Scleractinia, Poritidae.